GCUUUUAUCUUCUUUAUCUAAAUUCAAGCUACACGUACUAGCUAUUAAUGGCACCUGCAGCGCCGAUGCAGUCACCGGCGGCCGCCCCUGUCCACCGUGCAGUGGCCACUCCCGAUGAUUCUGCGGUGGUGAAACUAAUUGAGAAAACCCAUUUCCCUAAUGGAGAAGAGAUCGACGCCAUGUCUAUCCUCCAUAUCGCCAAAGGCAUUUUGGAUGACUGCAAGAGCACUCCACCCGCUGAGGCUUCUGAAGAAGGAGAAGGCGACAGUGCCACAUUGACACCAGAGCUGCAAUUUGAAGUGUACAGGCUUUCCGUCCAGCUUUCGUACAGGAGUUUGGAAGCAGGAGAUGAUGUGCAGGAAAAGACUGUGAGUCUCUUCAACAUGCUCUCAAGCUACUCAUGGGAAGUUAAGGUGGCACUCAUCCUUGCAGCUUAUGUUUCCAGCUAUGGAGAAUAUUGGCUUAUUGCCCACACAUACAGAGAUAAAGAUCAAGUAGCCAUGGGCAUGGCAGCUCUCCUGCAAAUGUCUGACCUGCUAAAAGAGGAUAACAACAAACUACACACACUAUUCCAACCACUUCAUAAACUACUCAACCCCAUCCUAGAUUUGUGCUACUGUAUCGUCGAGGUUAAGGAAUUCUUCUUAUCUGUUUUUGCUUCUUCAAACACCACAGCUGGAUUUCCCGGGUUAAGAGCCACGGUUAUCAUCUGUUGCUAUUGGAUCAUUAGAUCUGCUCUUAUUUGCACCUCAUAUAUGCACUCCCUCAUCGUAAAGGAUCCUAGGACCACCAACAUGGAUGCAGAGCUAGACAGCUUGGCUCGCAAGAUUCAACCACUGCGAAACCGUCUCACGAAUCAACUCUUCACAUGCUACAAAAAACUAGAUGUUAUUGACAAGAUUGAUGUGGUGGGGCGAGCCUUGAAGACUAAUGAUAUUGAUAAUAUGAAAGUCCUCAAGUUGUUAGUUGAUGCCAGGGAUGACAAGCAGACAUCAGUCUUUGACCUGUUCAGUAAAAAACAGGUUAGCUUAGAAACUUUGAAGAACAAGACUGUGCUGCUGUUGAUAUCAAGCACAGAGAAUGAAGUUCUUUUUCUCCAAGAAUGGUACGAGAAAUGCGAUGAAGUCCAAAGGAGGCAACAUGCGAUCAUCUUGUUUCCGGUGGAAGGGAGUGAUCAGUCGUCCAUGAAAAGUAAAAAGUUCACAAUGCCUAAUUUGUACAUGGUAGAUGAUCCUGGAUCCAUAGAUCCAACCGUCAUUCGCUUCGUUAAAGAGAAUUAUUUCCAAGAAGGGCCAAUUCUACUUGCAGUUGGCCCUGCAGGAAGAGUUGUCCAUCCUAAUGCAUUGCCCAUGAUUUGGACAUGGGGAUCUAAGGCCUUUCCUCUUACACUCCAAAACGAAGAAUCCCUCAGGAGCAGCGAGACAUCCAUCAUGCUUGAGCUGCUGAUAAAAGACCUCGACGACAAAUUACUGAAAAUGGUUGAGGAAGGCAAAAAAUCUAUUUGCUUAUACGGAGGGGAUGACUUGGAGUGGAUUGAAAGGUUCACCGGCAAGGCAAAAGAAGUUGCUAAUUCCCUCCCUGUGACACUUGAGAUGUUCUUUCUGGGAAAAAGCACAGACAGUGUGUCCAAACUAGAGAAGAUAAUCCCAGAUAUCUAUUCAAAGAAACUGGUUUCCGAAUCUCCAAAGCUUUCCAGCGCCAAGGUGCGGUCAUUCUGGGCAAAGCUCCAGCGCAUUCUACUCUCCAGGGCGCAAUAUCUUAACAAAACAAAGCAGCAAAACACUGAUGAAGAAGAAGGAGUGCUGCAAGAGUUGGGGAAAUUGCUGGAUAAGAGUGGACUUCGAGGAUGGGCGAUGUUCAGCAAAGGGAACCACAUAGCUUUGAUUGGAGACGAGGAUGUGACCAUGAAAACCCUGAAUGAUUUUACAAAAUGGAAGUUAAGUCUAGGUUUCGAGGGAGCGUUGAAAGAUCACUUGGAAAGGCUUGAAGGUGACGACUAUUCUGAUCGCCCAUGUUGCCACCUGCACUUCUCGGAUGAAUUGAGUGAUGAGAUCCUAGAGAACAUCAAGUGUCCAGAGUGUCAUCGGAGAUUGGGGAAGUACACUGCUUUCUUAUGCCACAACCAGAGACCAGAGUGAAAUUGCAUGAAAACAUAUGUACAAGCCAAGAUUUUUUUGAGUAUAAUGGUGAAGAAAUGUAAUUGGCUACUAAACUUUAAGAAACUCUCUAUUUGUGAAAGUAAAAAUAAAAAUACAAUUUAUUGCUA
Molecule: messenger RNA, 2266 nt
Organism: Ipomoea nil (Japanese morning glory)
Lineage: Eukaryota; Viridiplantae; Streptophyta; Magnoliopsida; Solanales; Convolvulaceae
Product: protein SIEVE ELEMENT OCCLUSION B-like
Exons: 7
Coding region: 48-2138 (696 amino acids)
Biological process (GO): phloem development
Source: RefSeq, a predicted model, not a curated record